Malassezia restricta is the source of this 705-nucleotide messenger RNA. RefSeq lists its product as uncharacterized. NCBI's taxonomy places the organism in Eukaryota, Fungi, Basidiomycota, Malasseziomycetes, Malasseziales, Malasseziaceae. The record is from RefSeq and is a predicted model, not a curated record. The coding region runs from base 1 to 705 and encodes 234 amino acids. The transcript has a single exon.
AUGGAGGAGCAUGAUGAGAGUGUGGAAGAAGUAGCGGUCGAUGCGAUCGUGUCGCACAAGCUCAAUGUGGCAGAGAAUCGGGUCGAGUACUUGAUUCAAUGGAGUGAGAACGGGAAAACAACAUAUACCUGGGAACCAGAAGAAAAUGCCGUGGAUGCCGACGACCUUAUUUACCAGUACUGGUGCGAGAAGCAGGGAUCGUCACACGCCGCCGCUCUCGACAAUGUCAAUGCGGCGCGGAGAAUCGCGCCCAGGUCAAACUUGGCAGAGGACCAAGCACCGCCUUCGCUCCCGCCGCUAUCGGAGGCACGACCUGCCGCCCGUUUGCCCCCCCUUCGGUCUUUUUCUCAGCGGGUGAAACACGUAUCGCGGCCCACCAGCCUGAAACGGUACAAUGUCCCCUGCACCUACAAAUAUUCACCAUACAAGAUACCAUAUGGACGGUGCGAAAAAUACUCAUCCUCUAGCUCAUCGGGUUCGAGGAGCCCGAGUUCCUCUGGCCUGCCCACUUUGCGACAGACGGAGGCUGGACCUGUGGGCGAAUGGGACGACCAACAAGCCCAAGUCCAUGCGCUCCAGCGCGUCAACAAUCACAUCGAGACGGUGGUCGAGGUGCAAGGGCGUACACUUACAUGCUCUCUCCAUACAGCGUACCAACACUGUCCUCAGGCCAUGCUGGCCUUUUACCAAACCCGCGUCCUGUAG